AUGGCGCGGUUGGUACUGUUGCUGCUGCUGGUGUUGUGCUCGUCGGGGGUGCGAGCGCUCUACUUCCAUAUCGGAGAGACCGAGAAGCGCUGCUUCAUCGAAGAGAUCCCUGAUGAGACCAUGGUCAUCGGGAAUUACCGCACACAAAUGUGGGAUAAGCAAAAAGAGGUCUUCCUGCCCUCAACCCCUGGCCUAGGGAUGCAUGUGGAAGUAAAGGACCCUGAAGGGAAGGUGGUACUGUCACGGCAAUAUGGCUCAGAGGGCCGCUUCACUUUCACUUCGCAUACUCCUGGUGACCAUCAGAUCUGUCUGCACUCCAACUCUACCAAGAUGGCUCUCUUUGCUGGUGGCAAACUGCGUGUGCACCUAGACAUCCAGGUUGGGGAACAUGCCAACAACUACCCAGAGAUUGCUGCCAAGGAUAAACUGACAGAGCUGCAACUCCGAGCCCGGCAAUUGCUUGAUCAGGUGGAGCAGAUCCAGAAGGAGCAAGAUUACCAGAGGUAUCGUGAAGAACGCUUCCGUCUGACCAGCGAGAGUACCAACCAGAGGGUCCUGUGGUGGUCUAUUGCUCAGACUGUCAUCCUCAUUCUCACUGGCAUCUGGCAGAUGCGUCACCUCAAGAGUUUCUUUGAGGCCAAGAAGCUGGUGUAA
Molecule: messenger RNA, 654 nt
Organism: Orycteropus afer afer
Lineage: Eukaryota; Metazoa; Chordata; Mammalia; Tubulidentata; Orycteropodidae
Gene: TMED4
Product: transmembrane p24 trafficking protein 4
Biological process (GO): positive regulation of canonical NF-kappaB signal transduction; endoplasmic reticulum to Golgi vesicle-mediated transport; intracellular protein transport
Cellular component (GO): endoplasmic reticulum; COPII-coated ER to Golgi transport vesicle; endoplasmic reticulum-Golgi intermediate compartment
Source: RefSeq, a predicted model, not a curated record